GGAGGAGGAGGAGGGUGAGAGAGAAGCUCGGAGAGCAGAGAAAAGGGGGCACCGGCGCCCCCCCCGCUUCCCUGCACGCGCUCGCCGCCCGCCUGCCGCGGUCACCCCCGGGCUUCGUCCCUCUCUGUUUCCCCCCGCGCGAGGCGAUCCGAGCGAGGAGCGAGGCCCCGCCGGGGGCGGCCAUGCGGCGGUGACAGGAGCACGGCCGAGACGCACGGGCCCCCCUCGCCCUCUCACCUCCACCCCGUUCGCCAGCUCGCCUCAGCCGAGGCCCCUCCGGCCUACACCCGCUUGCUGUCCGCAUCCCCCCCUCCCCAACCCUCCCGGGCUGCACUUCGGGAAUCAUGGCCCAAGUAGCGAUGUCCACACUGCCUGCUGAAGAUGAGGAGUCCUCGGAGAGCAGAAUGGUGGUGACGUUCCUCAUGUCUGCCCUGGAGUCCAUGUGUAAAGAGCUGGCCAAGUCCAAGGCUGAGGUGGCCUGCAUCGCCGUGUAUGAGACGGAUGUGUUCGUUGUUGGAACUGAAAGAGGACGCGCUUUUGUCAAUACCAGAAAAGAUUUCCAAAAAGAUUUUGUCAAAUAUUGCGUUGAAGAAGAAGAAAAGGCUGCAGAGAUGCAUAAGAUGAAAGCUACAAGCCAGGCGAAUCGGAUGAGUGUGGAUGCUGUCGAAAUUGAAACACUCAGAAAAACAGUGGAGGAUUAUUUCUGUUUUUGCUAUGGAAAAGCUUUAGGCAAGUCCACAGUGGUCCCUGUGCCCUACGAGAAGAUGCUGCGUGACCAGUCGGCUGUGGUGGUGCAGGGGCUCCCUGAGGGCAUUGCCUUCAAGCACCCUGAACAUUAUGACCUUGCAACUUUGAAGUGGAUUCUGGAGAACAAAGCAGGGAUCUCAUUCAUCAUUAAGAGACCUUUCCUGGAGCCGAAGAAACUCCUUGGUGGCCGAAUGAUGGCAUCAGAUACUGAGAGGACCAUCCUGUCGCCUGGUGGAAGCUGUGGCCCCAUCAAAGUGAAAACUGAGCCCACAGAAGACUCUGGCAUUUCUCUGGAAAUGGCCGCUGUGACAGUGAAGGAAGAGUCAGAAGACCCAGAUUACUAUCAGUAUAACAUUCAAGCAGGCCCUUCUGAAACUGGUGAUGUUGAUGAAAAGCUUCCCCUUUCGAAGGCUUUGCAAGGGAGCCAUCAUUCUUCAGAAGGCCACGAGGGAACAGAAGUGGAAGUGCCAGCAGAAGAUUCUACUCACCAUGUCCCUUCAGAAACAAGUGAGGACCCUGAAGUUGAGGUGACCAUUGAAGAUGACGAUUACUCCCCGCCCACCAAGAGGCCAAAGAGCAGUGAGCCGCCCCCGCCUCCACCACCGGUCCCAGAGCCCACCAAUGCUGGCAAGCGCAAAGUGAGGGAGUUCAACUUCGAGAAAUGGAAUGCGCGCAUCACUGACCUGCGGAAGCAGGUCGAGGAGCUGUUUGAGAGAAAAUACGCUCAAGCUAUAAAAGCCAAAGGUCCGGUGACGAUCCCAUACCCUCUUUUCCAGUCCCAUGUUGAAGAUCUUUAUGUAGAAGGGCUUCCCGAAGGGAUUCCUUUCAGAAGGCCAUCGACAUACGGCAUUCCUCGCCUUGAGAGGAUAUUGCUGGCCAAGGAGAGGAUCCGCUUUGUGAUUAAGAAACACGAGCUUCUGAACUCUACACGGGAAGACUUACAGCUGGAUAAGCCAGCGUCCGGAGUGAAGGAAGAGUGGUAUGCACGGAUCACCAAACUGAGGAAGAUGGUAGACCAGCUUUUCUGCAAGAAAUUUGCUGAGGCCUUGGGGAGCACAGAAGCCAAGGCUGUACCAUACCAAAAAUUUGAGGCCCAUCCCAAUGACCUCUAUGUGGAAGGACUUCCAGAAAACAUUCCUUUCCGAAGCCCCUCGUGGUAUGGAAUCCCAAGACUGGAAAAAAUCAUCCAAGUGGGCAAUCGAAUUAAAUUUGUUAUCAAAAGGCCAGAACUCCUGACUCACAGUACAACUGAAGUGACUCAGCCACGGACGAACACACCAGUCAAAGAAGAUUGGAAUGUCAGAAUCACCAAGCUUCGCAAGCAGGUGGAAGAGAUCUUUAAUUUGAAGUUUGCUCAAGCUCUUGGCCUCACAGAGGCAGUGAAGGUGCCCUAUCCUGUAUUCGAAUCAAAUCCAGAGUUUCUGUAUGUGGAAGGGCUACCUGAGGGGAUCCCCUUCCGAAGCCCCACCUGGUUUGGGAUUCCACGCCUGGAGAGGAUUGUCCGUGGGAGCAAUAAGAUCAAGUUUGUCGUUAAAAAGCCUGAGCUAGUUGUGUCCUACCUGCCUCCCGGGAUGGCCAGCAAGAUCAACACGAAAGCACUGCAGUCCCCAAAGCGACCACGAAGCCCUGGGAGCAACUCCAAGGUCCCUGAGAUUGAGGUCACUGUGGAAGGCCCCAACAACAACAGCCCUCAGACCUCCACCAUUCGAACUCCAACCCAGACCAACGGUUCAAAUGUUCCAUUCAAGCCUCGAGGGAGGGAGUUUUCCUUUGAGGCCUGGAACGCCAAGAUCACUGACCUGAAGCAAAAGGUGGAAAACUUGUUCAAUGAGAAAUGCGGGGAAGCCCUUGGCCUUAAGCAGGCUGUGAAAGUGCCGUUCGCGCUGUUCGAGUCCUUCCCGGAAGACUUCUAUGUGGAAGGCCUACCCGAGGGGGUGCCUUUCCGAAGACCCUCCACAUUUGGCAUUCCAAGGCUGGAGAAGAUACUCCGGAACAAGGCCAAGAUAAAGUUCAUCAUUAAAAAACCUGAGAUGUUCGAGACGGCCAUCAAAGAGAGCACCUCUUCCAAAAGCCCUCCGAGGAAGAUAAACUCAUCACCCAACGUUAAUACUACUGCAUCAGGUGUGGAAGACCUUAACAUCAUUCAGGUGACAAUUCCAGAUGACGACAAUGAACGACUGUCCAAAGUUGAAAAGGCCAGGCAACUUCGUGAGCAGGUCAAUGACCUCUUCAGCCGGAAGUUUGGUGAAGCUAUUGGGAUGGGCUUCCCUGUGAAGGUUCCCUACAGGAAAAUCACCAUCAACCCCGGCUGCGUGGUGGUGGACGGCAUGCCCCCCGGGGUGUCCUUCAAGGCCCCCAGUUACCUGGAGAUCAGCUCCAUGAGGAGGAUCCUGGACUCUGCUGAGUUUAUCAAGUUCACUGUCAUUAGACCAUUUCCAGGACUUGUGAUUAAUAACCAGCUCGUUGAUCAGAAUGAACCCGAAGGCCCUGGGAUGCAAGAGUCCGCUGAGGCGAGCCAGUUGGAAGCUCCAGCAACAGAAGAAAUUAAAGACACGGAUGGGAGCUCACAGAUCAAGCAGGAGCCAGACCCCACGUGGUAGACCGCGUCUCCAGGCUCAGCUUCCGGCGUGAGUGGUGGAGAAGAGCUUUCGGACGCGCCCUGCCAGCUCUGUAAUAUACUGUAUAACAGAAAUACCUUCUAUACAAACCUUCUUUUCUACUUCUAGAUAGAAAUGUCUACUUUCUCAGCAGUCCUGUGAAUCGAACUACGCAGCAUGAUGAGGUGCGCGUGCCUGGCUGGCUUGGGAAUGCACUAGAAGGAUUUCGCAGCGGUGCUGGAGAGAGAUAGGGAAUGGCAGGGACAACUUUUAGAUUUUUUUUUUUUUUUUUUUAUAUAUAAAUGCGUUGGGCAGAGCCUUGGGCUGUGGCGCGUAUUCCAGUCAGUGGAGAUGUUCCUCCCGGGCAUCUUGGCUUCCGCAGCGAAGAAAACCCUUGUGCUAGGCAGUGCUUUAGUUUUUCUAUUGAAAAUCAUUUCUGUGACCUUGCACUCGGCUCCCCUUCCGGCCUGAGGGAGGGCUGCUGUCUCUCCGUCUGACUAGGGCCUUCGCCUGAGCUCCAUCAUGGUUCCUCUGUUUUGACGUAAUUAAAAGCCAGGCCGGCCAGUGAGCAGCCAGUGUCUCCACGUAGAGAAUGCUCUCAGAGCCUCUUGUACCCUUACUUUACUGCAAGUAAUCUGGGUGUACCCUGAAGAGGCCGGAGGUCAGGUUGCUUGCUGUAGCAGCUGGAUGACUCGGCCUCCCCACCUGGGACCCACAGUGGCCUGUGUGGGUGCUGUGGGGCGCAGCUCUGAGCCGAGUCAGGCUGGGCUGUGGGGAGAGACGGGCAAGGUCUCUGCACCUCGGUGUUCCCACCCUAAGGCCUGAAAGCUGAGGCUCGCAGACGACGCAGCUGUAUAAAGUACCAGCUCUCAGAAGGUAGAGGAUGCGAAGGCACAGUUGGCAGUAGCGCCACCACGGUGUUCACAAUGGGAAAUUAUAUCACACGGUAGCAGAGAUAGGCAUUUUUAUGUGUUCCUUAUAUUUUACCUCAAAUUGUAGAUAUAGGGUAAUAAAUAAAAUCCAUCCAUGCCUUUCACAUGCAAA
Microtus ochrogaster (prairie vole) is the source of this 4388-nucleotide messenger RNA. It is a transcript of the gene Gtf2i, whose product is annotated as general transcription factor IIi. Gene Ontology annotation, molecular function: DNA-binding transcription factor activity. The record is from RefSeq and is a predicted model, not a curated record. Lineage: Eukaryota; Metazoa; Chordata; Mammalia; Rodentia; Cricetidae. Gene Ontology annotation, biological process: transcription by RNA polymerase II. Gene Ontology annotation, cellular component: nucleus.